AUGGCUUCGGCUUGCGGGGCGCCGGGCCCGGGGGGUGCGGGGCCCGGGGGCGCGCUGGGCAGCCCGGCCCCCGCCUGGUACCACCGCGACCUGAGCCGAGCUGCCGCCGAGGAGCUGCUGGCCCGGGCAGGCCGCGAUGGCAGCUUCCUGGUCCGAGACAGCGAGAGCGUGGCGGGAGCUUUCGCGCUCUGUGUCCUAUAUCAGAAGCAUGUGCAUACAUACAGAAUUCUACCUGAUGGAGAAGACUUCCUGGCCGUGCAGACCUCGCAGGGCGUGCCCGUGCGCCGCUUCCAGACCCUGGGUGAGCUCAUCGGCCUGUAUGCCCAGCCCAACCAGGGCCUUGUGUGCGCCCUGCUGCUCCCUGUGGAGCGGGAGCGAGAGCCAGACCCACCGGACGACCGUGAUGCCUCAGAUGGGGAGGAUGAGAAGCCCCCACUGCCCCCACGCUCUGGCUCCACCAGUAUUUCUGCCCCCAUGGGGCCCGGCAGCCCCCCAGCAGCCCCUGAGACUCCCACAACUCCAGCUGCUGAGAGUGCUCCCAAUGGGCUGAGUACUGUCUCGCACGAGUACCUGAAGGGUAGCUACGGACUGGACCUGGAGGCUGUGCGAGGUGGAGCCAGCAACCUGCCCCAUCUUACCCGCACCCUGGCCACCUCCUGCCGGAGGCUGCACAGUGAGGUGGACAAGGUCCUGUCGGGCCUGGAGAUCCUGUCCAAGGUGUUUGACCAGCAGAGCUCUCCCAUGGUGACCCGCCUUUUGCAGCAGCAGAAUCCACCACAGACUGGGGAGCAGGAACUAGAGAGCCUGGUGCUGAAGCUGUCCGUGUUAAAGGAUUUUCUGUCAGGCAUCCAGAAAAAGGCCCUAAAGGCCCUGCAGGACAUGAGCUCCACAGCCCCGCCGGCGCCGCUGCAGCCAUCCAUACGUAAGGCCAAGACCAUCCCCGUGCAGGCCUUUGAGGUGAAGCUGGAUGUGACCCUGGGUGACCUGACCAAGAUUGGGAAGUCACAGAAGUUCACGCUGAGCGUGGAUGUGGAGGGUGGGAGGCUGGUGCUGCUGCGGAGACAGCGGGACUCACAGGAGGACUGGACGACCUUCACACACGACCGCAUCCGCCAGCUCAUUAAGUCCCAGCGUGUCCAGAACAAGCUGGGAGUUGUGUUUGAGAAGGAGAAGGAUCGGACGCAGCGCAAGGACUUCAUCUUUGUCAGUGCCCGGAAGCGGGAGGCCUUCUGCCAGCUGCUGCAGCUCAUGAAGAACAAGCACUCGAAGCAAGAUGAGCCCGACAUGAUCUCUGUCUUCAUAGGCACCUGGAAUAUGGGAAGCGUACCACCUCCGAAAAACGUGACAUCUUGGUUCACAUCGAAGGGUCUAGGGAAAACCCUGGAUGAAGUCACAGUGACCAUACCCCAUGACAUCUAUGUCUUUGGGACCCAGGAGAACUCGGUGGGCGACCGCGAGUGGCUGGACCUACUACGCGGGGGCCUCAAGGAGCUCACAGAUCUGGAUUACCGCCCGAUUGCCAUGCAGUCACUGUGGAACAUCAAGGUGGCUGUGCUGGUCAAGCCAGAGCACGAGAACCGAAUCAGCCACGUCAGUACAUCCAGCGUGAAGACUGGCAUCGCCAACACCCUGGGAAACAAGGGGGCUGUGGGUGUCUCCUUCAUGUUUAAUGGCACCUCAUUUGGCUUUGUGAAUUGCCACCUUACCUCGGGAAAUGAGAAAACUGCCCGGCGGAACCAGAACUACCUGGACAUCCUGCGGCUGCUCUCACUAGGUGACCGACAGCUCAGUGCCUUUGACAUCUCUCUGCGUUUCACUCACCUCUUCUGGUUUGGGGACCUCAACUACCGCCUGGACAUGGAUAUCCAGGAGAUCCUGAACUACAUCAGCAGGAAGGAGUUUGAGCCCCUGCUCAGAGUGGACCAGCUCAACUUGGAGCGUGAGAAACACAAGGUCUUUCUUCGAUUCAGUGAGGAGGAGAUCUCCUUCCCACCCACCUACCGCUAUGAGCGGGGUUCCCGGGACACAUAUGCCUGGCACAAGCAGAAGCCAACUGGGGUCCGGACCAAUGUGCCUUCAUGGUGUGACCGGAUUCUCUGGAAAUCCUACCCUGAGACCCACAUCAUCUGCAAUUCCUAUGGUUGCACUGAUGACAUCGUCACCAGCGACCACUCCCCUGUGUUUGGGACAUUUGAGGUUGGAGUUACCUCUCAGUUCAUCUCUAAGAAAGGUCUCUCAAAGACUUCAGACCAGGCCUACAUUGAGUUUGAGAGCAUUGAGGCCAUUGUGAAGACAGCCAGCCGCACCAAGUUCUUCAUUGAAUUCUAUUCCACCUGCCUGGAGGAGUACAAGAAGAGCUUUGAGAAUGAUGCCCAGAGCAGUGACAACAUCAACUUCCUCAAGGUGCAGUGGUCUUCACGCCAGCUGCCCACGCUCAAGCCAAUUCUGGCUGACAUCGAGUACCUGCAGGACCAGCACCUCCUGCUCACGGUCAAAUCCAUGGAUGGCUACGAAUCCUAUGGGGAGUGUGUGGUUGCACUCAAGUCCAUGAUUGGCAGCACAGCACAGCAGUUCCUGACCUUCCUGUCCCACCGUGGCGAGGAGACAGGCAACAUCCGUGGCUCCAUGAAGGUGCGGGUGCCCACAGAGCGCCUGGGCACCCGUGAGCGACUCUACGAGUGGAUCAGCAUUGAUAAGGACGAGGCAGGAGCAAAGAGCAAAGCCCCCUCUGUGUCUCGAGGCAGCCAGGAUCCCAGGUCAGGGAACCGCAAGCCAGCCCCCGCAGAGGCCUCCUGCCCACUGUCCAGGUUAUUCGAAGAACCAGAGAAACCACCACCAACUGGGAGGCCCCCAGCCCCACCUCGAGCCGCUCCCCGGGAGGAGCCCUUGACCUCCAGGUUGAAGGCAGAGGGGGCUCCAGAGCCGGAAGGGGUGGCGGCCCCCCCACCCAAGAACAGCUUCAAUAACCCUGCCUACUACGUCCUUGAAGGGGUCCCACACCAGCUGCUGCCCCCGGAGCCACCCUCGCCUGCCAGGACCCCUGUUCCACCUGCCACCAAGAACAAAGUGGCCAUCACAGUGCCUGCUCCACAGCUUGGGCGCCACCGGCCCCCUCGUGUGGGAGAGGGGAGCUCAUCAGAUGAGGAGUCUGGGGGCACACUGCCCCCUCCAGACUUUCCACCACCACCACUGCCAGACUCGGCCAUCUUCCUGCCCCCCAGCCUGGACCCUUUGACAGGGCCAGUGGUCAGGGGCCGCAGUGGGGGUGAGGCCCGUGGCCCACCACCUCCCAAGGCCCAUCCAAGACCCCCACUACCCCCAGGCCCCUCACCUACCAGCACUUUCCUGGGGGAGGUAGCCAGUGGGGACGAUCGUUCCUGCUCAGUGCUGCAGAUGGCCAAGACGCUGAGUGAGGUGGACUAUGCUCCUGCUGGGCCUGGCCGCUCAGUGCUUCUGCCAGGCCCCCUGGAGCUGCAGCCACCCCGAGGACUGCCCUCAGACUAUGGUCGGCCUCUCAGCUUCCCUCCACCUCGCAUCAGAGAGAGCAUCCAGGAGGACCUGGCAGAGGAGGCUCCGUGCCCGCAGGGCGGGCGGGCCAGCGGGCUGGGCGAGGCGGGCAUGGGCGCCUGGCUGCGGGCCAUCGGUUUGGAGCGCUAUGAGGAGGGCCUGGUGCACAAUGGCUGGGACGACCUG
Molecule: messenger RNA, 3693 nt
Organism: Puma concolor (puma)
Lineage: Eukaryota; Metazoa; Chordata; Mammalia; Carnivora; Felidae
Source: RefSeq, a predicted model, not a curated record